AUGCUUCAGAAUACCAGAAUGUUCUUAAAGUUUGUCCCACUGUUUGUUAUAUUCCAAGUAUCAAGAUGUUCGUUUGUGAUGGACAGCUACAGUCAAAAAGGCAUCUACUUAUCCGACUAUUGCCCACAAAUGGAGUACUGUCCCGAAGGAUCCCACGUCAUGUGCAUGUAUUAUGAUCCUAAUCGUGAAAUGGGUCCACGAUGCAGUAAUCCUCAGAAUGUAACCAUUACGCCAGCUCUAGCAAAUCAAUUACUUGAGAUUACAAAUGCAAUCAGGAGCAAAAUAGCCAAUGGAAGAGAGACUGGAUACAACGGAACUAGGCUACCGAGGGGCUAUGGAAUAUUCAGAUUGAAAUGGGACAAUGAACUGGCAACUUUUGCACAAGUUUUGGCGAAUCAGUGCGUACUUAAACGCGACUUAUGCAGAGCAAGCAAAAAGUUCCCUGAUCCAGGCCAAAUAGCUGGUUUAGUACGUUUCUCCUACCCAGACUGGAAUCCUGUGACACGGAUGACCACCAACCCACCUCCAGGGUUAGAUGACUCCAAGCUAGCGUUCUCCGUAACCCAAACCCUCAAGUCCUGGACCCAGAAUACUGGCUUCAGAUUGUAUUUGGAAAUCGUCCACGGAUCAGCAACACACAUGGGCUGCGGCAUGUCAGGAUACAGCGAAUUCGCUUUCUAUCAUAGCAAGCGAUCAAUGAAUUACAAUUCAAUCCAAGUGGUAUGCAACUUCUCAUCACGUCCAAAAGCUGGUGAAAUGGCGUACUCGGUAUUACCCAGCCGAGGUUCUUCUACAUGUGGGUGUCCUGAGGGUUCACAAGAGGAUUCUGAUUGCCUUUGCAAUGAAGUAACAUCGCAACCACAAAACAGAGUAGCAUUUGAUGCGGGAAUCCAAGCAGAACCCGAAUCGUGUCCCAACCCGGAGAACAACUGCGAGCCAACGCUGGUGCUUUUACCAAUAUUCACCGUGGAAGAUGCACCACCUGAGAAACUCCUUGACCGAGCAGAAGAUAUUCGAGAACCUCUAAGCAGUUACAUAGCAGACAGGUUAAACAAUAGAUCAAACACCGUCCUAUCACAAGCGGCAGAUGAGGUGAACGAAUUUUUCGACGAAGCAGCCAGGGAUAGAGAGUUUCAGCCACGAAGCAUGACCAAGUCAAACGUUCGCCAGCCGUAUCCUGCUAUACCACAUUCACUAUCACGCACCUAUCCAAUCAAUACUGCACUGGUUGUACCACAAACGAACCACCCCGGUUACAAUUCGCCAAAUCCAGUAUCAAGAAAGAGUUCAGUACCACGAAGGGCUUAUCCAUAUAGUAGAUCAGAACCAGGGCAAAGACGCAAUUCUCCUAGACAACCUGCCGGGUACGGUGUCAAGAAAUCAAGUAUCUUCAAUAGGGCUGCACAAUUCAAGUUACCUAAAGGAGGGAAAAACUUUGGUUCAUACGAGCCAAUUAAAUCUGAUGUGAAGCCACGUAAAGACUUUAAAAACAUACAAAGGGUCGUCAAUGAUUAUAUCAAACAAAGAAAUAACAAAUUUAGAAGAAAUGAAGUUGUUACUAACAAGCACCAAGAAAAUUUGAAUAAAGUUACUUCAGGUACAACAUUAAAAAUAGAAGAAAAUACGGAAACCAUUUUGAAUAAUGUUGAGGAAAAAGUUAUAAGCUUUGAUCAAUUUCGGCAUAAAAAUAAUGUGAGCAUUGAACAUAAUACUAAACAUUUUGAUGUAAACUAUGAAGAAAGUGAUAAUAAACUAAUGACUCUACUUGAUACGCUAGAGCGAGAAGUAAAACAUAUAGAAUUAGAUGGUAAUGAUAAAGAGAUUUUUGACGCGAAGAUUAGAAAAAUAUAUGAUACAGUUGUGCACAAGCCUGCGAAUUCAUAUUCUCCACUGCCAAACCCUAAGUCUUUACCCAAAAAUAAAAUGAAGUCUCUAGCGAUGCUGUCCGAUUUAUAUGAAACCGACUUUGGAGAGUCAAAAACAUUUAUCAAACAAGAAUCAAAUCAUAUUACUGACGAUGAACACAGAAUAAGACAUGAGCUAGAACAUUUAUCUGAAGAAAAUAGAAGUAAUUAUCAUAAGCAAGGACUUCCAAAAAUGGUAAAUCGUGCUAGAGACUAUGAAUAUUUGGAUAAUAAAUUUGAAGAAAAAGGGGAUAAAACUCACCUUAAUCAAAAAGAGGAUAGACAUUCUGAUGAUAUUAAAUCUUUUUACGACAAUGAUAUGCUGACUGAUACCGAUCACAAACUAUUUGCUGAUAUAGAGAACAAAUAUAACGAGCGUUUAGCAGCUUUAACUAGUCGAAAGCUUGAUGACGGAAUGGAUAGAUUAGGAGGUAAAUAUGAUGUCGUUGGCAGCCAAAAGUAUCCUGAUGUACCUUCUUCUAGAAAUAGAUAUGAUGUGGUCAAAUAUGAAAAUCAUAAACCUAGACCAAACUCAGAUGAACUAAGGACACGUCGAGAAUUUGAAAAAUAUCAUGAUAAAGAAUCAAUGGGUAAAGAAUCCAUACACAAUGAUAUGAAUAGGAAAUAUUAUAGAAAUAGUGAAGAUGGCAGAAAACGUACUUUAGGUGAUAGUAAAGAUGGUAAAAGAAACCUUUGGGGCCAUGAAUUUGAGCAAAACGAUCCGUUAAGCAUGGAAAGAAAGAAAUUUUACCAAGAGAAAUUGGAAAACCUUGAGAGGCGGCUACAUGAUCGCUCUUUACGGCGUAAAAAUUACGAAGAUAGACCAAGUGAAAGAGCAUUUCGACGGUUGAGGCCAAACGUCGGAAAGACGGAUAGACAGAAAUCGAAAACACAAGGAGAUGCAAUUUAUAUGCCAGACCGCGCUAGGUUUUUGCAUGGCUUUUAA
This is a messenger RNA of Arctia plantaginis, 2850 nucleotides long. The record is from the annotation of a GenBank genome assembly. NCBI's taxonomy places the organism in Eukaryota, Metazoa, Arthropoda, Insecta, Lepidoptera, Erebidae.